Molecule: messenger RNA, 1851 nt
Organism: Torulaspora delbrueckii
Lineage: Eukaryota; Fungi; Ascomycota; Saccharomycetes; Saccharomycetales; Saccharomycetaceae
Product: MFS transporter
Exons: 1
Coding region: 1-1851 (616 amino acids)
Biological process (GO): transmembrane transport
Molecular function (GO): transmembrane transporter activity
Source: RefSeq, a predicted model, not a curated record
AUGAUUCACAGAUUGCUGCUUAUCAACCAGGAGUGCGCAAUGAGCCUGCCCAAUUGUCCAAAUAAAAAUAGUAGAACCAGUGAGCAUCAUACGGGUGGUUUAAUUUCCAGAACGCAAAGUCAUAUAUCGCAGAGGUUCGAAGAUAGUGCUCAAGAUCAAGAGGAAGUGCUAAAAAUUAUAGAAUCCCAUAAAGAAGGUGUCGAGAACGUUUUAUCUCGUUAUGAGACGUAUUCGAAAAAUUUGGGACCCGUUGAAUCUGCAAUUGAUCAAGAAACACCCGAGAAAUUCAUUCCUGAUCCCAAUAGUAAGUUACAUCCCGAAGAUAAAUGGCAAUAUCCAUUGGAUGUCGAGACUGGUUUCCGUGUCGUACAGUUUGUAGAAGAUGAUAGAGAGGAUCCUCGAUGUUGGUCUACGAGGCAGAAAUGGAAUUUGACUAUUUUGCUUGGUGUGGUGUGCUUCGCUGUGGCAUUGAUGUCGGCAAUCAUUACUGGUGAUAUGACUUCGCCAGCAGAAUAUUUUGGGGUUUCUUCUAUAGUGAUGUGUUUGUGUGUUUCAUUGAUGGUCUGGGGUUUUGGUGUGGGUCCUCUGUUAUUUGCACCAUUAUCUGAAGAAUUUGGUAGGAAUUGGGUUUAUCAUACUACCCUGUUAGUAGCUGUGGUAUUUAUUGUGCCUUGUGCAGUGGCCAAGAAUAUCGGUACAUUGUUGGCUUUCAGAUUUUUGGAUGGUUUGGCAUUUUCUGCCCCAAUGUGCUUAAUCGGUGGUUCUUUAAGUGAUAUGUGGAGAAAUGAAGAGAGAGGUGUCGCUAUGUCUGUCUUUUCCGCAGCACCGUUCAUUGGUCCAGUCAUGGGUCCCAUUAUUGGUUCUCUAUUGUCGGUAAAAAUUAACUGGCGUUGGCCUUACUAUUUUAUGAUCAUCUUUAGCGGAUGUCUCUACAUCAUCAUGGUGAUCUUUUUACCAGAAACUCACCAUCAAACUAUUUUAAAGAAGAGAGCCAAGAAAUUGAGAAAGGUAACCGGUGAUCCAUCCUAUAGAGCUCUUUCUGAGAUCCAGAUCAGAACCUUCAAAGAAAUCGUCGAGGGUACUCUAAUGAGACCUGUGAUUUUGCUUUCCGAACUAAUUGUGUUCUUAAUCACAUUAUACAUGUCCAUCAUUUACGGUCUACUUUACAUGUUCUUCUUCGCAUACCCAAUGGUGUACAGCGAAGGUAAGAAAUGGGGGGAUAUUAAGACGAGUUUGAUGUUUAUUCCACUAGGAGUUGGUGUACUGAUAUCAACGGCUAUAUCUCCCAUUCUAAAUAAGGACUAUUUGAAGAGAGCCCAAAGAUAUAUUGACAGAGGUGAAGUGCCACCAGCAGAGCUUAGAUUGAUCCCAAUGAUGAUCGGCUCCAUUUUCGUUCCUGUCGGGUUGUUCGCCUACGCCUGGUCCUCUUUCCCACACGUUUCCUGGGCAGGACCUUGCUUCAGUGGUAUGGCAUGUGGUUUCGGCUUCCUAAUGCUUUACAACCCAGCAAAUAACUACAUUGUCGACUCCUACCAACAUUACGCGGCAUCGGGCCUCGCCGCCAAGACUUUUGUAAGAUCGAUGUGGGGUGGUGCAGUGCCAUUAUUCACCAUUCAAAUGUACCACAGACUAGGUUACGAAUGGGCUACUACACUAAUGGCCUUCAUCUCAUUAGCCUGUGUCGCUAUUCCCUUCAUGUUCUAUAUCUACGGUGCAAGAAUCAGGAAGAGAUCUAAGUAUGCAUACUCACCAGCAGCUCCCACGACGACUACCGUGGACGAUGUCGAGAAUGGAAGUGCAGUUAAGACUGAAAAACAUCACCAUUCUUCCAACUCAUCGUGCUCCUCGUGA